AUGGUCAAACAUUUCCAUUUCACACAUCAAGGUGACCUUAAAGCCUUUGGUCUAGAAACGAGUCACCCUGGCAUUCGCGGUGGAGAUCUCGCACAUGAACUUCUGACGAGUGAAAGUUUUGGGAUUUUCAAAUUGGAUACAUUCGCUCCAACAGGUAGGAAUGAGAACAUUGACUGUUCUCCUUAUCUAACACAUUCAGGUUAUGUGACUAAAGAUGCUAAGAGUCACUCAGAUCAGCUCUGGAAGUUCGAUCGUUUUGGUUACAUAAAAGAAUACAAUGAUCGUCCCGCUUUACCGCCACCAUUCAUCGUGUUUUCCCAUCUGUACAUUAUCCUGAAAUGCGCCAUCUGUAGACGACCGCAAUGGGGCUACACAGCACUGAGACGCGUGCUAGAUCAAGGCCAGGAGUCAUCGCUGCUGUCCUGGGAAUCCUACAUGAAAGACCACUACCAGCACAAACAGCAACAGCGGAAACAGGAAAGCCAGGAAAAUCUGAUGAAGGGAACAGCUGAGAGUGCGUCGGUAGUGCUGCGUCUGUUACAGAUGGAGAAAGGGGGUGAGGGCCACCAGCUGGCGGGGCGUCUGGCAGUCCUGGAGGCACAGAUGGAUUAUCUCACAGGGAUCAUUUCUACACUCACAGAGAAUGGUUCUACCAGCAAAGAUCAGAUACUAGAACCUGAAGGUUUCUAUGUACAGGGCCGUCCUCAGGGGGGGACUGCCAGGACUGCAGUACUGGACCCGGACAGAGAGGGGACUUGCUGCUGCAGCUGCCACCGCCAUGGAAGAGACAUAAAGAAAUGACAAUAUGGACAAAUACAUACUGUAGAAACACAAGAAAGCAUCAUGUUUAAAACAAGUCAAAGGAAGGAAACAUUAUGUCUGCAGGAUCAUGGCAGACCAAGUAGCACACGGGGAAACUCUGGCUGACAGCAGUGAGGACAGGACUACUGUGUAUAUACAGUAUAUAUAUCUAUCUGUGAGAGGUAGCUGGCUGGGGUAAAUGUGUGUGAGGUGACUGGGACAGGAGUAUAUAUGUGUGAGAGGUAAAUGUCAGGGGUAUUUGUGUGUGAGAGGUAGGUGGUUGGAGUAUAUGUGUGUGAGAGGUAGGUGGCUGGGACAGGAGUAUAUAUGUGUGAGAGGUAAAUGUCAGGGGUAUUUGUGUGUGAGAGGUAGGUGGUUGGAGUAUAUGUGUGUGAGAGGUAGGUGGUUGGGACAGGAGUAUAUAUGUGUGAGAGGUAAAUGUCAGGGGUAUUUGUGUGUGAGAGGUAGGUGGUUAGAGUAUAUGUGUGUGAGAGGUAGGUGGCUGGGACAGGAGUAUAUAUGUGUGAGAGGUAAAUGUCAGGGGUAUUUGUGUGUGAGAGGUAGGUGGUUAGAGUAUAUGUGUGUGAGAGGUAGGUGGCUGGGACAGGAGUAUAUAUGUGUGAGAGGUAAAUGUCAGGGGUAUUUGUGUGUGAGAGGUAGGUGGUUAGAGUAUAUGUGUGUGAGAGGUAGGUGGCUGGGACAGAAGUAUAUAUGUGUGAGAGGUAAAUGUCAGGGGUAUUUGUGUGUGAGAGGUAGGUGGUUAGAGUAUAUGUGUGUGAGAGGUAGGUGGCUGGGACAGGUGUAUAUAUGUGUGAGAGGUAAAUGUCAGGGGUAUUUGUCUGUGAGAGGUAGCUGGCUGGGGUAAAUGUGUGUGAGGUGACUGGGACAGGAGUAUAUAUGUGUGAGAGGUAAAUGUCAGGGGUAUUUGUGUGUGAGAGGUAGGUGGUUGGAGUAUAUGUGUGUGAGAGGUAGGUGGCUGGGACAGGAGUAUAUAUGUGUGAGAGGUAAAUGUCAGGGGUAUUUGUGUGUGAGAGGUAGGUGGUUGGAGUAUAUGUGUGUGAGAGGUAGGUGGUUGGGACAGGAGUAUAUAUGUGUGAGAGGUAAAUGUCAGGGGUAUUUGUGUGUGAGAGGUAGGUGGUUAGAGUAUAUGUGUGUGAGAGGUAGGUGGCUGGGAUAGGAGUAUAUAUGUGUGAGAGGUAAAUGUCAGGGGUAUUUGUGUGUGAGAGGUAGGUGGUUAGAGUAUAUGUGUGUGAGAGGUAGGUGGCUGGGACAGAAGUAUAUAUGUGUGAGAGGUAAAUGUCAGGGGUAUUUGUGUGUGAGAGGUAGGUGGUUAGAGUAUAUGUGUGUGAGAGGUAGGUGGCUGGGACAGGUGUAUAUAUGUGUGAGAGGUAAAUGUCAGGGGUAUUUGUGUGUGAGAGGUAGGUGGUUGGAGUAUAUGUGUGUGAGAGUUAGGUGGCUGGGGUAGGGCUGGGUUUAUGUGUGUGAGAGAUAGGUGGUUGGAGUAUAUGUGUGUGAGAGGAAGGUGACUGGGACAGGAGUAUAUAUGUGUGAGAGGUAAAUGUCAGGGGUAUUUGUGUGUGAGAGGUAGGUGGUUGGAGUAUAUGCAUGUGAGAGUUAGGUGGCUGGAGUAUAUGUGUGUGAGAGGUAGGUGGCUGGGGUAGGGCUGGGUUUAUGUGUGUGAGAGGGAGGUGGUUGGCGUAUAUAUGUGUAUGUGAGAGGUGGAGCUGCCAUGAGGGUAUUUACAUAUCAUACUGAAGUGGGAGAGGCAAGACUAAGGUAUAAUAUAAUCAGUAUGAUAGACUGACAUGUUAUAAUAACACUGAACCCCACAGCCCAAACUUUGACAUUCUUUUCUUUUUAAAAACUGGUUUACGCACUAAUUGAUGCUCAGUCCUGAGCCCCACAAUUUUUGAUGGAAGCACUGUCCAUGACCCAACAGCUGAGGAACAUGGGACCAUUACUAACAUAGGUACAUAGAAUGUGAUGGCAGAUAAGAACCACAUGGCCCGUCUAGUCUGCACCUUUUUAACCUUUUGAUAACCUCAACCCUAUGUGAAUCUUAAUUCUUUGUAAGGAUAUUCAUAUGUCUAACCCAAGCAUGUUACAAUUGCUCUACUAUAUUAGUCUCUACCACCUCUGAUGGGACAGAGCCUCCCGUGACUCAUUCCCAUGUGUACCUCCCCAGCCAUUCACCUCACCGCACAUCACUGAUUCCACUUAUUCACUACCCUUUCUGUGACUUAAUGUUUCCUCUGAUAUCCCCUGAUCCUCCCUCCCUCCACAUGUCCUCAUGAAAAAUGUCUCCUUCCUGCAAGCUAAAAACACUUGACAUAUUUGGAAGUUUCUAUAAUUAAUUCCCUUUCCUUUUCUGCUCCGAACUAUACAUAUUAAGAUCUUUUAGUCUUCUGGGUAAGUUUUGUGAUGUACAGAUACAGUACACUCACCCUUGGGACUACUACUGACCUAGAUGGUCAUCAACAUGGGACCGCUACUGACCUAACAGCUGAGGAACAUUGGACCACUACUGACCUAAAGGGUCAUCAACAUGGGACUACUACUGACCUAGAUGGUCAUCAACAUGGGACCGCUACUGACCUAACAGCUGAGGAACAUUGGACCACUACUGACCUAAAGGUUCAUCAACAUGGGACAACUACUGACCUAGAUGGUCAUCAACAUGGGACCGCUACUGACCUAACAGCUGAGGAACAUUGGACCACUACUGACCUAAAGGGUCAUCAACAUGGGACAACUACUGACUUAGAUGGUCAUCAACAUGGGACUGCUACUGACCUAACAGCUGAGGAACAUUGGACCACUACUAACCUAAAGGUUCAUCAACAUGGGACAACUACUGACCUAGAUGGUCAUCAACACGGGACCGCUUCUAACCUAACAGCCAAGGAACAUGGGACUACCACUUACCUAACAGCUUGGCAACUUUGGACCAUUACAGACCUAAUAGUUGAGCAACAUGGCACCACUACUGACCUGAGUAAUGAAGAACCACUACUAGCCUAUCAGCUCAGCAACAUGGGGCGACUGGUGACUGAACAGCCGAGAGACAUGGGACCACUACUGAUCUAGCAGCUGAGGAACAUGGGACAAAUACUGAUCCAACAGCUGAGGAACAUGGGUCUACUACUGAAACAUUAGGACAGAUUCCUGUACAUAAACAAUGACUAAUUCUAAAGUCAGAGCCCCACUCCAUGGGGUAAAUUGACUAAGAUGGGAGUUCUAUUCAAGAUGGAAUAUUUCACUCCCCCCGUCAACCACCCUUCC
Molecule: messenger RNA, 4083 nt
Organism: Pseudophryne corroboree (corroboree frog)
Lineage: Eukaryota; Metazoa; Chordata; Amphibia; Anura; Myobatrachidae
Product: transient receptor potential cation channel subfamily M member 2-like
Exons: 6
Coding region: 1-801 (266 amino acids)
Biological process (GO): release of sequestered calcium ion into cytosol
Cellular component (GO): plasma membrane
Molecular function (GO): ligand-gated calcium channel activity
Source: RefSeq, a predicted model, not a curated record